AUGGCGAUGCACGCCCUCACUGGCUUCUCGCUGGUCAGCCUGCUCAGCUUGGGCUACCUGUCCUGGGACUGGGCCAAGCCGAGUCUGGUGGCUGACGGGCCUGGGGAAGCCGGUGUGGAGCAGCCUUCGGCCGCUCCACCCCAGCCUCCCCAUAUCAUCUUCAUCCUCACCGACGACCAGGGCUACCACGACGUGGGCUACCACGGCUCUGAUAUCGAGACCCCUACACUGGACCGGCUGGCAGCCGAGGGUGUCAAGCUGGAGAAUUAUUAUAUUCAGCCCAUCUGCACGCCUUCGCGGAGCCAACUUCUCACUGGCAGGUACCAGAUCCACACCGGACUUCAGCACUCCAUCAUCCGCCCUCGGCAGCCCAACUGCCUGCCCCUGGACCAGGUGACGCUGCCCCAGAAGCUGCAGGAGGCUGGCUACUCCACCCACAUGGUGGGCAAGUGGCACCUGGGCUUCUACCGGAAGGAGUGCCUGCCCACCCGCCGGGGCUUCGACACCUUCCUGGGCUCGCUCACCGGCAACGUGGACUACUACACCUACGACAACUGUGACGGGCCCGGGGUAUGUGGCUUUGACCUGCACGAGGGCGAGAGCGUGGCCUGGGGGCUCAGCGGCCAGUACUCCACCAUGCUCUACGCCCAGCGGGUCAGCCACAUCCUCGCUAGCCACAGCCCCCGGCGGCCCCUCUUCCUCUACGUGGCCUUCCAGGCCGUGCACACGCCCUUGCAGUCCCCUCGCGAGUACCUGUACCGCUACCGCGGCAUGGGCAACGUGGCCCGGCGCAAGUACGCAGCCAUGGUAACCUGCAUGGAUGAGGCCGUGCGCAACAUCACCGGGGCCCUCAAGCGCUACGGUUUCUACAACAACAGCGUCAUCAUCUUCUCCAGUGACAACGGCGGCCAGACCUUCUCUGGGGGUAGCAACUGGCCGCUGCGAGGACGCAAGGGCACUUACUGGGAAGGGGGCGUGCGUGGCCUCGGCUUCGUCCACAGCCCCCUGCUCAAGCGAAAACGCCGGACAAGCCGGGCGCUGGUGCACAUCACUGACUGGUACCCGACCCUGGUGGGUCUGGCAGGUGGCACUGCCUCGGCGGUGGAUGGGCUAGAUGGCUAUGACGUGUGGCCCACCAUCAGUGAGGGCCAGGCCUCGCCGCGCACAGAGAUCCUGCACAAUAUCGACCCCCUCUACAACCAUGCCCGACACGGCUCCCUGGAGGCUGGCUUUGGCAUCUGGAACACGGCUGUGCAGGCUGCCAUUCGCGUGGGUGAGUGGAAGCUGCUCACAGGGGACCCUGGCUAUGGGGAUUGGAUCCCACCACAGACGCUGGCCGCCUUUCCCGGCAGCUGGUGGAACCUCGAGCGCAUGGCCAGUGCCCGCCAGGCGGUGUGGCUCUUCAACAUCAGCGCUGACCCCUACGAACGGGAGGACCUGGCUGGCCAGCGGCCCGAUGUGGUCCGUGCCCUUCUGGCCCGUCUGGUGGACUAUAACCGCACAGCCAUCCCUGUGCGCUACCCAGCUGAGAAUCCCCGGGCCCAUCCCGACUUUAAUGGGGGUGCUUGGGGGCCCUGGGCCAGUGAUGAGGAAGAGGAGGAAGAGGAGGAAGAGGCAGGCAGGGCUCGUAGCUUCUCCCAAGGGCGCCGCAAGAAAAAAUGCAAGAUUUGCAAGCUUCGAUCCUUUUUUCGUAAACUCAACACCAGGCUGAUGUCCCAGCGGAUCUGA
Enhydra lutris kenyoni (northern sea otter) is the source of this 1728-nucleotide messenger RNA. RefSeq names its product arylsulfatase family member I. The record is from RefSeq and is a predicted model, not a curated record. NCBI's taxonomy places the organism in Eukaryota, Metazoa, Chordata, Mammalia, Carnivora, Mustelidae. The coding region runs from base 1 to 1728 and encodes 575 amino acids. The transcript is spliced from 2 exons.